GCGGCCUCUCCCCGCCGGGCGGGGCCGCGCCGGGGCCUCCUCCGGGCCGAGCCGGGGCCGUGUCCUGCGGUGCCGCCGGGCCGGGCCGGUGGCGGUGCCGGGGCGAUGCCCGGGGUGGCGGGGCCGCGGGGCCGCGGGCGCUGAGCGCGGGGUGGGAGCAUGGCCGAGGCGCUGCGCCAGGAGCCGCCGGGCGGGCCCGAGUCGGAGGCCGAGCUGUCGCAGCGGCUCGCCCGCACCAAGGCCCGCUCGUACGGCAGCACGGCCAGCGUGGCGGCCCCGCUGGCAGAGCGAUACGUGGAGCACCGGCUGAGCGCCGGGGACACGCUGCAGGGCAUCGCCCUCAAGUACGGCGUCACGAUGGAACAAAUAAAGAGGGCAAAUAAACUGUUCACUAAUGACUGUAUAUUUCUGAGGAAAACCCUGAAUAUUCCUGUUGUAUCAGAGAAACCAUUACUGUUCAAUGGACUUAGUUCACUGGAGUCUCCUGAGAAUGAAACUGUUGACAGCUCCCCUUCUUGUGAUGAAGGACUAGUAACAGUUCAGGAAGAAAGUAGUUCUUCUCCCAGUCCUCAAGAGCCUGACAGUCAGCCCACUGCACCAGAAGAAUUAUCUGCCAAAGAUUUCCUUCAGAGAUUGGACUUGCAGAUUAAGUUAUCCAAACAAGCAGCCAGAAAACUAAAAGAGGACAAUGUCAGAGAGGAGGAGGAUGAGGAAGGUCCCUAUGCAACUUCUUCAUAUCACCAGUAGAAGACAGAUGUGAUGGCCUGAAAACUUCCCAUGAAAUCAGUUCUUAAAGAACUAAACAGUCAAUAAUUCAAAACCCAAGUCUUUUGGACUCAUCAUCUUGAUGUACUUAAAAGAAGUCACGAAUGGGUAAUUGCACUGAAAUGAUGACCUCUUCUGCCUUCCAUAGGUUAAUGUCCUUAUGCUAUAUCAACAAAGGGUUUAAGCCUUCCAAAACUAGUAAUGGCCUUUCUACCCCUUCAGUGCAAACUGUAGCAUGGUAGCAACAAUAUAUCCUUGAGGUCACCUUUAUGCAGGAUGUUGAUCUUUAGUAAAGAUUUUGUAAAUAAUUGUUAAAGUGAAAUUUGUUUUAAGUAUUUAAAAAUAUUAAAGUUUGCUUGUAAAUGACAAACUAUGAAAGUAAUAGGAAUUUACUUAUUCUGCAAACAUAGGCAAGUUUGCUGUGAAAGUUUUGUCUACUUCAGGGCUGCAGAACUUGCCUCUGAACUCUGUGUGUGUGUCUGUGUGUGGUUAUGGUGUAUUCCUAGAAAGGGGAAUUCAACUUGCUUUGAUGAGUUAAAGCCUUUAUGGUUAAACAACUGUUUGCAAAUUGGAUUUCUGCUAAUACAAGGGACGAGUUACAGCCAGAGAUUUUUCUUUGUGAGAUAUGACAUUGGAAUAUCAGAUGUGUGUUCUUGUGUGCAGUUAUAUUUUGUGUGGGUUUAAUUUAAUAAAAUACAAAACCACCGAUGUGUCUGUUCAUAAUGCAGAGAGCUUGGUCCUAGCCUGUUUUGUGUGAAGAAUGGUUUGUCUAGUUAUAUGAACUAUUAGAUACUAAUAUCAGGGUAAAUAGUGUCCUUUACCUUUACCAUAUAACUCACCCUCUUCAAUGAGACCUGUAAGAGCUAUUUUCUCUAGUUGUGCAGUCAAGAAAAGUAUUAGGAUAAGAGAGAUGAAAACUAUUAAGAGCCACCCUGACAAGCCUGUUCUGAGAAGAAAUGCCAGUGUUCAAGUCUGCAGGUAGACCUCACCUGAAGCUCAGGAAGGCAGAAUAGGCAGAAUGCAGCCUGCAUUCACUCUUUGCCCCAAAGUUAGUGUAUUAGCAACUUCUUAUUAGGCAUCCUAAAUUUUUUCCUCAAGUAUUCGAUAAGCUUCACAAAACUCCCAUCAUUAAAGACUUGCUGGAUCCCCACUGUGACAGAUGCAGUUUCCUAUCUUUCUGCUCAUCAAUAUAAUUUAUCAUUCCCUCAAAGCAAAACCCUUUUGCAGUACGUUAAGAGAGAAGCAAUAUAGAAAGUUUCAUUGAUUUACUAAAACCAGAGGUAAAAAUUCCAAGCUUGGCAGGAAUUGGUAUUUCCCUAGAGCUGGCAGGAGCUCAGACCCGGCAGGCUCAUUCAACUCAACUCCAGCUCUGGUCCUAAAGAGGAGGUCUGCAGUGGCACACAAAUUAACAAGAACAGAGAAAGCCCAGAGUGAAUAAAAGGAAGCACUGAUUUUUCUUGAAGAGACUGGUGAAUUAGUUUUAAGUCUUGUAUCUUUCUUAAAUUGGGAUUUUUAUUUAUUCCUCACAGGGUAGUAACUUCUAUUGUCAGUUAAUUUCAGGACAUUAUGAAGCCAGAAUGAACUGCUUUUCCAGAGGGAACCCUAGCUUCAAGCCCAGUUAUAUUUUAUAAUCUUACAGAAAAAUUUAAUCCUUUUCUGCCAAGGGCCUGCUAUUGUGAUACCCCACCCAUCCAGCACACACAGGACCAGGGUGCUUUGCUGAGCAGGUCAGAAGCGCAGCUGUCCUGGCCCAGCGAGUGCUGCCCCUCCUGCCCAGCGCUGACUGAGCUCCUGGCAGUGACACUUCACUCUGGCCCUCCCAGUGGGCUGCAGAGCCUUCAGGACAAACAGUCCCUCACACCAUGAACACCUAUUUUCCCUGACUGAGAAAGCCAUACAAAAGGGAAGGAAGGGAGGAAGCAGCUCUGCCAGCCUGAGCACACCAGAGCCCCUUGAGCACACACCCGACCCCUCAGACACAGCAACCACAUGGCAGAUUUCAGCCCAGCAGUGCCCUGAUAACCCACAGCACCUCUGCUCCCUGGAAACCCCUCCACACCGGCACACAACACGGCAUUCGGUGCAAAACCAGUAGAGACACCUGUGCCACACACCAUCCUCCUGCAGGGAGGGUUUCAGGGCUGUCACUGCCCACCACAAAGGACAUUUGUAAGAGCCCUACCUUGCUGCUGCCCCAGCGCUGGUCUCCACUCCUCGCCUGCCCAUAGAUGUCCUUCAUGUGCCCCAAGUGCUCAGGGCUGGGCAGAGAAGCCCCAGCUUUUACUUCCACUCCAUCUUUGGCUCUUCCAGUCCUGUUUACCAGGCCCCACAGCAGCCACUCUCCUCUGCCCUGGGCCUGUCUGCUCUUUGUGGGCAGGGUAGGAGCUCUGAUGAGCCUUUGGUACAGCUGAGCCCUGAUGAGCCCACAGGUGGCUGGGUCUCCUCACCUGAGGGCACUCCAGCUUUUUCUUGAGCACCAAUUGCACAGAUUCUGUGUCCUGGCAGCCCCUCACAGAGUGGGCAAAGAGUACAGGUUUUCCGGUAGAUAGAUGUGGUGUGUCAUUACCCCUAAGGCAAAUAUGGAGACCGACUGCCCAUUUUUUAAGUAGAGGUAAAAUAUUUUUAGGAAUUGCUUUCCUGUGCCUCUGCUGGCUCCUUGCAUCCCUUCACUGGCGACUCAUCGUGGCUGCCGGCGGCUGGGCCCGGGGAGAGCUGGGCAGGCAAGAGGAAACUGCCUGGAAAUCGUCUGCAAUACACUCAGAGUGAUUCAACGUGGAGCUUUACUACUCUUAAAAAGAGUUAAGACUCUGGAAUAACUAAUGUUUUAAUAUCUUAAUCCACAUUUUCGUGUUAUUAUUUAACAAAGUGACAUAUUUGUCUGUACUUUUUAUGUAUUUGUAUUUGUUACCAUGUAUAUUUUGCUUCCCACUCUGCUUUUAUGCCUGGUACACUUGUAGCUUCAUUCUUUGUUUCUGUAUUUCUACCAGUCCUGCAAGGUGUGGUUUAUGGCUGGAACAGGGCAAUUUCAGGCAAAAGUGAAGCACUUAGUGCAGAUAAAAUUCUAUGUUUUGCAGCUA
Molecule: messenger RNA, 3842 nt
Organism: Pipra filicauda (Wire-tailed manakin)
Lineage: Eukaryota; Metazoa; Chordata; Aves; Passeriformes; Pipridae
Gene: LYSMD2
Product: LysM domain containing 2
Exons: 3
Coding region: 160-747 (195 amino acids)
Source: RefSeq, a predicted model, not a curated record